GUGGGGGGAGGCAUAGGGACGGGUGGAGUGGGCACAUGUGGGAAUUCAGAGGGCGAGGCCUGAGGACCUCCCUGGGAGCUGGUGGUCCCAGCAGCUCUCUCCCACCUUUAUUUCCUCCCCCCUACCCUGGAGACCCCAGGCAGGUAGGUGCGCAGGAAGACCCACCCCCUGACGUGUGCUGGAUGGGGUCCCAGUUCCAGGGGCGUUGGUAUGUGCUGGCUGAGACGGAGAACAGCUCCAAGCAGAGAGAGCCCAUCAGCUAUUACGUGAACACCUUUGAGCUGCUGAAAAAUCACAGCUUCAGAGUGUCCUCAUUCCUGAAAAGGAACAACAGCUGUGACCACUGGAUCAGAAACCUUGUCCAGCAGGACAAGCCCGGCCAGUUCACCCUGGACAGCUUCAGAGGAUUAGGGCUGAAGAGAUAUGAGAUGAGGGUGGUGAAGACGGACUACCAAAGGUUUGCCUUGGUUCUGCACACCAGCAUCCUGGCCACAAAGGAGGGAGUCAGGGCCUCCCUGUACGCAAGGGACAGCCAGCUGGACCCAGAGCUUAGGGGCAAGUUCCUGAACUUCAUCAAGUCUUUGGGCCUGACAGACCGCCACGUUGCCUUCAUCACACAUGACAAGGCCUCGACGAACUGCCUCGAUUGAAGGCCGAGGUUCCUCAGCUCGACCCCCCCACUGCCCGGGCCCCCUGCCCGAGGUCAGCCUCAGACCGGCUCCUUCUCACCCCUUGAAUAAAUCUAUGUGCUAAGGACCAUCUGGUCUCCUUGUUGAG
Messenger RNA from Loxodonta africana (African savanna elephant), 777 nucleotides. Its product is annotated as neutrophil gelatinase-associated lipocalin-like. Bases 36 to 650 code for a protein of 204 amino acids. Gene Ontology annotation, molecular function: small molecule binding. The transcript is spliced from 6 exons. The record is from RefSeq and is a predicted model, not a curated record. NCBI's taxonomy places the organism in Eukaryota, Metazoa, Chordata, Mammalia, Proboscidea, Elephantidae.